Drosophila serrata is the source of this 2182-nucleotide messenger RNA. It is a transcript of the gene Nepl12, whose product is annotated as Neprilysin-like 12. Gene Ontology annotation, cellular component: plasma membrane. The record is from RefSeq and is a predicted model, not a curated record. Gene Ontology annotation, molecular function: metalloendopeptidase activity. NCBI's taxonomy places the organism in Eukaryota, Metazoa, Arthropoda, Insecta, Diptera, Drosophilidae. Gene Ontology annotation, biological process: protein processing.
UAAGUUUCAAUCGAACAAACCGCAAAUUGUGGCUUUAUAAGCUAGCGAUGUCAAUCCCAAAAAUAUUCACGAAUAACCUUAGCUCCAUCUUGCUGUGGUGGAUACUAUUUCUUGUGUCUGUAAUGCAGUUUCCCGUGGAAAUUAGAGCCAGAAGUCUGACGGACGUCACAGAUGGAACCGAUGAGGAGCAAUCUUCUGCUGAUUACCUAAAGAGUUAUGCCGAGCACAUGAAAUCCUAUAUGAACCUUAGUGUGGAGCCAUGCGACAAUUUCUAUGAGUACGCGUGCGGCAACUAUCCGCUUGCCAAGGCAGAUCACUUCUCCUUAAAUCGGCGGAACAACAUCAUGGACCAGACGUUCACACUGAACGAUAUCACGGUGCAGCUACUGGGUCGGACACAACUGGCGGAGACCCUCAAUGUGUCCAGGGAAUUGGACGUAGCCCAACGUUUCUAUAAUGCCUGUCUGGGAGCAGAACUCGUGCGGUUUUCGGCGGCGGAUCCCGCAUACCUGAACCUCAUUAGAUCGUCAGGGGGAUUUCCCGCAGUCGACGGUGCCUCCUGGAAUGCAUACGAAUUUAGCUGGGUCAACAUGAGCGCCCACCUGACCAAUUACGGGGCCCAAGGACUAAUCCACGAGGAGCUUGUUGCAGCUUAUCCCUUUGAGCCUUUCUUUAGGCCGCCAAAGUUAGGAUUCGAUUACAUCGUCGACACCAUCAACCUUGCCGGCAACGACUCUCGCGCCUUCCGGCUCAAUGAUGAGCGGAUGCGCGGCUACCUCAAAGCCUACAAUGUAUCCCAGGAGAGGAUUACAGAAGUGAUCGACGGUGUGUUUGCCUUCUGGCGGGAUGCACUCGAUGUGACCGAAGAGUACAAUGACCUCUGCGAGUCCUUUGAGUCAACUGAGGAUGAUGAAGCCGAGUUCCCUCAGUUAGGGAACUACUAUGCGAUCGCCUGGAACGGUGUGAACAUCACCAAGCACAAUGAAUGCGAAACUUUCUUCUUAGCGCUGGACAAGGUUUGCACCCGACACCCAGAGGCCGUGGCCAACUAUCUGGCCAUGAAGUUGCUCUACGAAUUCGAUGCCAAGCUGACGGAGGCUAAGUACCAACAGGAUUACUGCGUAGGACUAAUUCGGGAAUCCAUGCCGUUCCUCAUAGACAAACUAUACAUGGCGGAGCAUUUCAGCGAGGAGACGCGUUUGGAGGUGUUGGCAAUGGUGAUGGAGUUGCGAAAGAGUCUAAGAAAGUCACUGGAAGAGGCUGAGUGGCUAGACGAUGAGUCCCGAGUUGAGGCGCUCCUUAAAGAAUCCACCAUAAAGUCGAGCGUUGGAUCCCUCAAGAACGAAGCUUUAAUCGAUCGAUUGGUUCGAGAGAUUUCCAGCCUGAAAAUCGUCGAGGACAGCUUUGCCACAACUAAGAUCAACCUGGCGAGAUACAGAAUCAACACCGACCGUUUCAGUAGCCUUCACUUCGAGGAAAUGACCAACGAUACCCUGCCACAGACAACUUAUCUGGGUAUGCAAGUCCAAGCUUCAUACUAUAUCAUUGAUCACUCUAUUAACGUAAUGGCCGGCAUCCUGCAACCACCUAUCUAUCACCGAGCGUGGCCAGAUUCUCUGAAAUUCGGUACCCUGGGUUUCAUUGUGGGCCACGAACUCACUCAUGGCUUCGACUCGACAAGCUCCAUGUUUGAUAGCAAGGGAAAUGUGAAUCCUUGGUGGACGAAGAACACGCAACGCGGCUUCGACAUCCGAACCCAUUGUUUUAUCAAGCAAUACAGCAACUAUACUAUACCAGAGAUUGGUGUCAAUGUCAAUGGCAUUAAGACCAAGGAUGAAAACAUCGCCGACAAUGGAGGAUUACGGCAAGCAUUUGUUGCCUAUCAGAGCCACAUGAAGCAACAAUUGGAGGAUCCGGAGCAAAAGAAGACCAUUGAGCAGAUGCCAGGCAUAGAUCUCAAUCCGGAUCAACUCUUCUUCCUAGGCUUUGCACAACUCUUCUGCUCCGAGUUCAAGGAGGAGCACUACUACAAACAUAUGACCAAUGUUCACGCCAUCGACAAGUAUCGUGUCCUGGGAUCGAUAUCCAAUAGCGAUGACUUUGUCCAGGCCUAUAACUGUCCCCUUGGAAGUGGAAUGAGGCCUGAAAAUAAAACCUGUCGUCUAUGGUAGGUUAAAGCAAC